Molecule: messenger RNA, 2030 nt
Organism: Papaver somniferum (opium poppy)
Lineage: Eukaryota; Viridiplantae; Streptophyta; Magnoliopsida; Ranunculales; Papaveraceae
Product: protein NRT1/ PTR FAMILY 5.10-like
Exons: 2
Coding region: 459-1868 (469 amino acids)
Biological process (GO): transmembrane transport
Cellular component (GO): membrane
Molecular function (GO): transmembrane transporter activity
Source: RefSeq, a predicted model, not a curated record
UAGGUGUCUCCCAACUGUUAGAUACAGACUACUCCAUAAAGAUUUGUCAUUAUUUAAAUAUUCACCCCACACAGUUUUUCUCCCAAUAAAAUGAUAAUGCUUCUUAUUCUGGAGAGACAGAGAGAAUAGUAGUGGACGUCAUGACAGGAGCCGGUGUCGGUAAUAGAAGUGAUGAACCAUUGUUACUGCAACAGAACAUAAUUAGUACUGAUCUUAAUGAAGAAUGUAGCAGAAAGUAUAUUGAGGGAAUGGUGAACUACAAAGGAGAGAAAUUGCUGAAAAUGAUUAAUAAUCAACUAGUUGGUGGAUGGAAAUCAGCUACUCCACUAAUCGUAAUUGGUGUUGCUGAAAGUUUUGCAUUUUAUUGAGUUUCAUCAAAUUUAAUUAGUUAUCUUACCAACCACUUUGGUCAAUCUACAGCCACAGCUGCUCUAAAUGUUAAUAUUUUGGUUGGAGCCAUGUUUAUGCUUCCUUUAAUAAUUUCCCCUGUUGCUGAUUGUUAUAUUGGCCGAUUUCGUACCGUCUUGUUUUCUACUUUCUCCAGCAUAUUGGGACUCGGGUUUUUGACUAUAUCUGCUGCUCUGAAUGGUGGUUCUAUGGACACGACUUUUUGUGUUAGUAAUAAGACGGAGGAGGCCGAUAAGCCUCGCGCUUAUCCUUCUACUGUACAAGUAAGCUUCUUCUUCCUGUCUUUGUAUCUAGUCGUAUUUGGGAUCGCUGGAAACUCAACCUGUGGAACAGCUUUCGGUGCUGAUCAGUUUGAUGGAGACAACCUGUCUGAAUGCAAGUCUAAAAGUUCAUUUUUCACUUGGAAGCAAAUUGGAGGCUCUGUUGGAAUGGCCUUAUCGAACACAAUACUAAACUACAUUCAAGACAACUUGGGCUGGGGUCUUGGUUUUGGCAUUUCGUGCAUUUCAUUGAUAGUGGCACUAAUUAUUUUCGUGUCAGCAAUCAAAACAUAUCGUUACAGUGUCAUAGAUGAAGGAAAACAAAAACAAUUAUCAGGAACAAUCGAGGUGUUAGUUGCAACUGUGAAAAAUUGGAGAAUCUCGUCUCCAUCAAAGACUUCCCAAGAGGAAGCAACAGACGGUUUUAUCGCCAUGUUGAAUGAUGCAGAAAGUUCCGGUAACCAUGUCACUGUUAGUAAGGUCGAAGACGCGAGAUCUUUACUACUGUUAAUGCCAGUGUGGAUCAUAUGUUUGAUAUUCCCAAUGAUAUUUUCUCAAAGCACGACAUUGUUCACUGAACAAAGUCGCACGAUGGACAGAACAUUAGGUUCUGAGUUUCAAAUACCUGCUGCUUCAAUUAACAUCUUUAAUGGCUUGUCUAUAAUUUCGUUUGCUGGCAUAUACGACCGUCUCUUUGUUCCUCUUGCUCGAGCUAUAACUGGAAAGCCCAACGGCAUAACUACGCUUCAGAGAAUUGGUAGUGGAAUCUUUUUUUCCGCAGUAUCUAUGGUGGGUGCAGCUAUAGUGGAGCGAAAAAGGCUUCAAACUGCAAUUGAUUUUGGAUUAGUCGAUAUGCCAGAUGAAACAGUUCCAAUGAGUGUAUGGUGGUUGGUUCCGCAAUACUUGCUAAUUGGUCUUGCUACUGUAUUCACCGGUAUCGGCUUACAAGAGUUAUUCUAUGGUCAAGUGCCAAAUGGGUUAAAGAGUGUAGGUCUUUCUCUUAGCUUGAGCUUGGUUGGCAUAGGAUCCUUCAUCAGUGGCCUCCUUAUAUCCGUUAUCCAACAGGUAACUAGUGGAGAUGGUCAGUAUGGUUGGUUCUCUGACAACCUUAAUCACGCACAUCUUGAUUAUUUCUAUUGGCUUCUUGCGGGACUUGGUACGUUACAGAUGAUUGCCUUUUUGUGUUAUACAAAGAAAUAGGUGCACAAACAAAAGCACCACUUCUGGAACCUGUUUUACCUAUGCUUUUUUUAUUAUGGAUACGUUUAUGAAAUAAUUUGGAAAUCUUUGCCAUGUACUUCAAUUUUUGAAGCAAGAAAAAAGAUACUAAUAACUAAAAUAAAACAGAUUUUUUCUGAAUGA